Bradysia coprophila is the source of this 491-nucleotide messenger RNA. Its product is annotated as endocuticle structural glycoprotein ABD-5-like. Lineage: Eukaryota; Metazoa; Arthropoda; Insecta; Diptera; Sciaridae. The record is from RefSeq and is a predicted model, not a curated record. Gene Ontology annotation, molecular function: structural constituent of chitin-based larval cuticle. Gene Ontology annotation, cellular component: chitin-based extracellular matrix.
UUAACUUGUCAUCAUUCAGUUUUCUUAUUCUAAACGAUCAAGUCGUGUGUGUAGUGUUUAAUUUUCGUUUUGUACAAAACCAAAAGUAAAAAAAUUAUCUCCAAAAUGAAGAUGAUCAUUGUGUUCGCCGCUAUCGUUGCAUGCGCUCUCGCUGCACCAGUUGAUGACCCAAAAGACGCAACUGUGUUAAAAUACGAAAAUGAUAACAUUGGCGUUGAUGGAUAUAAAUUUGCUUACGAAACAAGCAACGGCAUUUCACGGUCAGAACAAGCUGAACUCAAGAACAUUGGAACUGAGCAAGAAGCAUUGAAUGUUCAAGGAAGUGUAACAUGGACCGCUCCCGAUGGCCAAGUAUUCACAAUCAACUUUGUUGCUGAUGAAAAUGGUUACCGACCAGAAGGUGCCCACAUACCAAAGGCUUAAUUUUGUUUAGCAAUUUAUUGAUUUGUUAUUCAGUUAAUUAGAUGAAAUUAAAUAAUUUAUUAAAAUCU